AUGUGACAGCCGAAUGAUACGUUUUCUUAUAGUUCUAUUGUAGUUUUUAUUUUUCAUAACAAUAUUUGCAGAAUGUUGAAAGAGAGGUUUUAGUUUGACAACAAUGACUGAAAUUAGUGCAAUGCAGCUCUAGGUUUAAUGAAAUGUACAAAAUGAAGAUCACAAUGUAUUGAGUUUGCUGCCAGAAUGAAUUGUAAGGAUCAGAUAAAAGUUAUAAUGGAAAAAUGGUGGAGAAACAGAGCUGUCUCCUCUGAACUACUCCAAACUCUUGGAAAUGUAAGAUCUGGACAAUUUUCAGUUUGUGGUACUGAGAUAUACAGUAUGAAUAAUCCAGAUAAUCUAACACGUAAGGGAUGAAAUCAAUCUUACUGAUUUCGAUUAUUGAUGUAACGUUGCAGCUUAUCGGUUACAGACAUGUUCCUGGGAUUUAGAUGUUAAGAGAACAUUAGGGGAACAUUCUUAUAAUUGUCAUGUGCAAACUCUUCAAGGCUUUAUUUUGCAAAUGCUCUGCGAACCAAAACUAAGAAGAUUCCUGAAAUCCAAUAAACAAAAUAUUGUUUACUGAGAUGACAAUUUGUAGUCCUUUUCAGAACAACUGAGACGGCUCUUUUAAGAGUUUUUAUAUAGACUCAAUCUUAUUUUCAUGGCUCUCGGGUCUAUUGUUAUAUUUAAGGUUCCAUAAUUUGUCUUUGGACUAAAUGUUAUCUCCUCUGGUUUGCAUUUUAGCUGUUUGGCAGAUAAUGUUUUCAUGUAAUUUCUAGGUAGGUCUAAUUAUCUAUACAGAAACACAAAUAUUCUGUAUCCUUUAGAUAUCCAACAAUGUCCUGUUUGUGGCUGUCAUGCUCUAGUCAUAUUAACAGUCAUGUUCUUCAUUAUCACUGUUGAGCCAACGGCACUCAAAUUUAAUUUAUUACCUGCAGGCUACUUGAUCGUCUCUGUACUAGUGUUAUCUGACUUUAUCCUGGUUUGCAUUUUAGCAGACAAUAUUCCAGGUAGGUCUAUCUAUCCAGAAAUGUAUGUAUAAUCUAGGUAUAAUUUAUGGGCUGGUUUAAUAUCACAGGUAUAUUUAAGCUACUCAACAUGCUUCAUCAUCCUUGGUGCUUCAGCCUUGGUCUUAAAUACACAACCGAAGAUUCGCUUUGAGACGGAAUCAGAAUGACAGAUCCUCAAAAACAGGUUUUUUACAAAGAAACCCCAUUCACUGUUCCACUCCCGGAGGGCUUACAGGCAGGGAAGAGUUUUAUCGUGAUUGGAAAGAUUUCGCAAAAAACCGACAGAGGUCGGGUGAACCUUCAGUGUGGUUCUGUAUCCAGUGAUGAUAUUGCUCUGCACUUUAACCCACGCUAUGAUGAUGGCGCUGCAUAUGUGGUGUUAAACACUUUUCUAAAUGGUAACUGGGGCUCAGAACGCAGGGGUGACUUUUUCUUACUCAAAGGCGAAACAUUCAUCCUCCAGAUCCUUGUCACCGACCAGAUUUACAAGGUACUUGUUAAUGGGAAACACUUCAUGGACUACAGGCACCGUAUUCCUAUCGCUAGGGUGAACACUAUCUCAGUGAAUGAAAUGGUGGGUCUGGAUUUCUUUGCUUGCAACCAGAAGACUGAGGUGGUCCCGUACAGUACCCGAGAUCACUGGUGGACUGCAGCCUGGCCAAAACCAUUGUCGUUUAUGGACGUACUAACGCUGACUAUAAAAGCAUAGUGUUGAAACUCAAUGAAAAUGAAUUCCAGUACGAAUCCAAUUUUGGUAAUAAUUUGGCUGUCCGUACAAAGAAUCAAGAAAAUAAGGAUGGUGUGCCUUUAAAACGAGAUGAACUCUUUCAGGUCACCAUCUCCUGGGAUAACAUGAAUUUCACUGUGAAUGUGAAUGACCAGAAACCACUUACUUGCAGCCAUGGCAUUGCUAGACUGCAGGACAUUAAUCGCUUUGAAGUCACUGGAGACUUACAACUGUUUUUUGUGAAGGAUCCAAGUACAAAGGAAGUGCAGAUUUAAAACUUCCCCUAAUGAGUUAUCAUAUCAUAUGCUUAAAAAUAUACACAUACUUUCUAACUAUACCAAUCUAAUACUCUGCUGAAUAUAUAUCUACAUAAAUCAAGGUGAAAGAUCAAUGUGACCUUUAAUUAUUGUGAAAUUUACGAGUGCUAUAAGUGAUAUUUACAGAUGUAGAUGUCUGAACUUUCAGACUGAUUUCACUGAAAUAGGUGUCCUAUAAAAUCACAGCUAUGUUUGGAAUAACAUGCUGCUAUACUUCUCAUAUUAUUAAUGCAGUACAUGAGUAUACAGUAUACAAACAAACAAACAAACAAAAACAGUCAAAAAAUGUAAAAGGUACUUUACGAACAUUUCCUUUAACCUUGAAACACAACAAUGCAUAAUUCAAAAUGCAGGUAAAACACUGAAAAAUCUAUACAGAAAAUUCCUUUAUAUUAACAUUGGGCCUUAUUUUCACUUAUACUUCACUACUUUACAGAUAUACUGUAUGCACAUUUUCUGCAUGUAUGCAGACAGACCUACUGGCUAUCUUGGCUGUCAUGUUGUGUAAUGAUUAUAUUCACUUCUGCAAUUAAAUAAAUAAUUAAAAUAAUCUCAUAAAAGUU
Megalobrama amblycephala (Wuchang bream) is the source of this 2599-nucleotide messenger RNA. Its product is annotated as galectin-9B-like. Bases 1156 to 1701 code for a protein of 181 amino acids. NCBI's taxonomy places the organism in Eukaryota, Metazoa, Chordata, Actinopteri, Cypriniformes, Xenocyprididae. The record is from RefSeq and is a predicted model, not a curated record. The transcript has 7 exons. Gene Ontology annotation, molecular function: carbohydrate binding.